Messenger RNA from Fusarium keratoplasticum, 364 nucleotides. RefSeq lists its product as uncharacterized. The transcript is spliced from 4 exons. Gene Ontology annotation, cellular component: ribosome. Lineage: Eukaryota; Fungi; Ascomycota; Sordariomycetes; Hypocreales; Nectriaceae. Gene Ontology annotation, biological process: translation. The record is from RefSeq and is a predicted model, not a curated record. Gene Ontology annotation, molecular function: structural constituent of ribosome. The coding region runs from base 86 to 364 and encodes 92 amino acids.
CCAACCGCAGUCGAGCAACUUCACCUCCGCUCGUCUAUCACUCCGUCUUCAUCCUCCCAAGACGUCCCACACAUAAACCCUCAAGAUGACCAAGCGAACGAAGAAGGUCGGCGUGACCGGUAAAUAUGGUACCCGUUACGGUGCCUCCCUGCGAAAGCAGGUCAAGAAGAUGGAAAUCACCCAGCACGCCAAGUACACCUGCACCUUCUGCGGAAAGGUCACCGUGAAGCGACAGGCCACUGGUAUCUGGGACUGCAAGUCUUGCAAGCGCACCGUCGCCGGUGGCGCUUACGUCGUCUCCACCCCCGCUGCCGCCGCCAUGCGAUCGACUCUGCGACGACUCCGGGAGAUUGCUGAGGUUUAA